This is a messenger RNA of Racocetra persica, 558 nucleotides long. NCBI's taxonomy places the organism in Eukaryota, Fungi, Glomeromycota, Glomeromycetes, Diversisporales, Gigasporaceae. The record is from the annotation of a GenBank genome assembly.
GGUUUUCAGCCUUCAUAAAAGUAACGCCUAUUCAAAAUAUUAAAAAUAAAAGAUACCGAGAUAAAUAUCGUAAAUGGCGUUUGACUCGAAUUAAAAGUACCUUUUAUCCAACUUAUGACAUUCAUAAUCAUGAAAAAAAAAUAUGCUCCCUAUAUAGUACUCUAGAUUAUAAUCAAAGCAAUAAUUCAUUCAACCGUUUGCUUUUACGUGGUGAAACCAGAGAGCAUAGAACAUACUCCGAUGCUACAUGUAAUUAUGUUGCUAGGGCAACUGACGAAACCCAAUGGUUUUCUACCCAAACUACGCCGCUGUCUAUGUGUACUAUCUUGUUCUUUGGAACCGUCUCGGGUUUUCCAAAAAAUACAGAAAUUGGAAAAGUUCAAUUCGAAAGUUAUAUUCAGUACAAAGAAAUAGCUGAUGAGCAGGCCGAUACUAUAAUAAAUGAUCAAUAUCAGUUUUAUGGAAACAGAGAGUUGGAUUUUGAGCGUAUUAGAAAUAGAGAGACAGUAUCUGAAAGUGAUAGUAGAGGGGACCAACCUGAGAUAAUUGAACUAUCGA